Sinocyclocheilus rhinocerous is the source of this 320-nucleotide messenger RNA. Its product is annotated as PHD and RING finger domain-containing protein 1-like. Lineage: Eukaryota; Metazoa; Chordata; Actinopteri; Cypriniformes; Cyprinidae. The transcript has 3 exons. The record is from RefSeq and is a predicted model, not a curated record. The annotation marks the transcript as partial.
AAAGAAGGAAAACCAAAAGCAAAUCUUCAGCAACCACAGGGGGAAAAACAAACAUGGGAGUGAAGAGAUGGAAACGCAAAGUGAGGAAGUCAAAAUUGAGAAGAAAACUGGUCAUAAAGAAGGAAACCAGUUCCAGAGGUCGUAUUGCACGGAGUUUAGGCAUUAAGAAGCCCAAGUCUGGCUCCAUGAUUCCUUCAGUUUAUCAACCUUCAGAGUACAGUUUAGGAAGUAUGCGGGCCGAAAUCGGAGCAGCCUCUCUCUCUGUGUAUGGAGAUCCCUUUGACCUGGACCCCUUUGAUGAUAGGGAGGAUGAGAUUCAA